Plodia interpunctella (Indianmeal moth) is the source of this 835-nucleotide messenger RNA. It is a transcript of the gene MED11, whose product is annotated as Mediator complex subunit 11. Bases 174 to 581 code for a protein of 135 amino acids. Gene Ontology annotation, biological process: regulation of transcription by RNA polymerase II. The transcript has 2 exons. The record is from RefSeq and is a predicted model, not a curated record. NCBI's taxonomy places the organism in Eukaryota, Metazoa, Arthropoda, Insecta, Lepidoptera, Pyralidae. Gene Ontology annotation, molecular function: transcription coregulator activity. Gene Ontology annotation, cellular component: mediator complex.
UAUGACAUUACUUUUCUUUGUCUACAGAGUAGGUACAUUUUAUAGUCUCUGUUUGUCUACGAACGAAAUAAACCAACCUAAACUAAUCCAUUAUAUUGAGAUUGUUCUGUCUGUGAUUUGAUUUUAUUGUUAAGCUUUUAUCCAAAGUAUCAAUUUCAUUGAUUAUAAUAAAAAUGGGAGGUCCCAUGGAAAGGAUUCAAGUUCUUGACGAUAUCGAAAAGGAUAUUUUAACCUGUCUUCAGUGUGCUGCUCAAACAUUAUUAGAACUCAGCAAAGAAAAAUCUGGACAAAAACAAGCAGAGACAAACACAUCACAAUUUUUGAGAACUUUAAAUCAAGUAGAAUCAAAACUUAGUGAUCAAAUAAACUAUUUGACACAAGUGUCUACUGGCCAGCCACAUGAAGGAUCAGGAUAUGCUUCUCAGAAGGUUUUGCAGAUGGCUUGGCAUAGACUAGAGCAUGUGCGAUCUUGGGUCAAUGAACUAGAUCGUCUGAAAGCAUCACACUUAGCUGCUGCAAAUAGAUCCAUAUCAGGUGCAAUACCUAAUGGCAAUAUGACAUCAUCUGGAACUAGUACCUGAUAUAGCUGUUACACACUUUAGUUGAAAUAUAGACAGUGCCCCAAGUUGCAGUCUUAUUAUAUUGUAACAUGAUAAGUGAAUUUCAGUGAUUUCAACUAUAUAUCAUUUAUAUAAAUAGGGUUGUAGCUAUAUGCUAAUGUGCUGAUGUUUUAAAGAACAAUUUUAAAUUUCAUAAGUAGAUAAUAAGCUAAAGUUAUUCAAUAUCUUAUAAUCUAAAAAAUUUAAUUUACCAAUAAAUCCUGAUUAGAAAGAGA